Molecule: messenger RNA, 969 nt
Organism: Symbiodinium pilosum
Lineage: Eukaryota; Dinophyceae; Suessiales; Symbiodiniaceae
Source: the annotation of a GenBank genome assembly
AUGAAGCCAUUCAAGAUGGCCGGAGCACCAUCGUCGCUCGCUGAAGCUGGGGAGCGGCCUGUGUACUCAAUGGUCAACUUGAACAUGAUUGACAUGGGAAGCCCCAUCUAUGGCGAUGUGUCUGCCAUCUUUGCAAGCAAAUACAUCGCCAAAAGCACGCUGGUAUCUCCAAUCGACACGGGUUUGUAUGAAAUGGGCUGCCUUGAUCAUGAAUCCUUCGCCUGGGCGCCUCCGCACAACUGCAGUGCUAUAACGGCCUUCAAGCAAUUGGGCACUCUCCAGUACUUCAAGCAUCUUUUCCUGGCCAACAAGGACUUCUGGAACAACUUGGGAGUCCUAAGCACUGCCUUCCCGAGGCUGGAGAGCCCAUGGGGUGCUCAUCCUGUUCGCGGCGGCUCCUUCCUGAACUACCUGGAGGGGGCUCUCAUAGGUCAGCUAGAAUACCCCGCGGCAAUUCGCUUUCUCAUUGGCGCCUUCCCUGCGCUCUUCGGAACGGAUUUGGGGACCAGAUUGCAGAGUUGGGCAAGGAGCCGUGGUUGGGUCUUGGUUUGGGCGCUUGGCCCAAAUGACAAGGCCAUCGUGGAACAGACUCAGGGCUUUGAUUUCGAGUUGUUGACAGGGCGCACGGACUUCAAAGUGAACCAGCGCAUCAUCGACCCUCUAGUCCUGGCUCAGACCUCUGCAUCUGCAAGCUUGCCCUUGGACCGUGAUGUUCCCGACAAGUUCAAGCAGAUGUGGGCAGAGGUCGCGGCGGUGCGAAGCCAUAAGCAUCUCACCAACAGCACGAUUGCACGGAAGUGGCAAGAGACCGCCACUCUUCUUCCACAGCUUCGAGUUCGUCCAUUGAUGGGCGGGGACUGCGAAGCGCAGUUGCUGAACUCAGAGUGCGUCGGGGUCACCUUCAAGGGCAGCUGCGUAUGCUACUCCAGUGCGGAGGUGACCAGCUCUGAGGGAGUCGUCGUGGUGUGA